Penicillium alfredii is the source of this 1167-nucleotide messenger RNA. RefSeq names its product M18 family aminopeptidase. Gene Ontology annotation, cellular component: fungal-type vacuole. Bases 1 to 1167 code for a protein of 388 amino acids. The record is from RefSeq and is a predicted model, not a curated record. Gene Ontology annotation, molecular function: zinc ion binding; metalloaminopeptidase activity. The transcript is spliced from 2 exons. Gene Ontology annotation, biological process: proteolysis. NCBI's taxonomy places the organism in Eukaryota, Fungi, Ascomycota, Eurotiomycetes, Eurotiales, Aspergillaceae.
AUGAUCGGUGCCCACACCGACUCGCCGGUGUUGCGGGUGAAGCCGGUGAGCAACAAGCGCGGCGAGGGAUUCCUGCAGGUCGGAGUCGAAACCUACGGUGGAGGCAUCUGGCAUACCUGUAUCCUGCAAUUUCCGACGAGAGAGUUCAUUGCUGACAUCGCAGUCCUUCGAAUCCCAACGCUGGCCAUUCACCUGGACCGCCAGGAGAACUUUGCCUUUAACAAGGAGACCCAGUUGUUCCCCAUUGCGGGCCUUGUGGCCGCAGAGCUCAACCGGACGGGCGAGACCAAGGCCGAACCGGCUACCGAGGGUGAAUUUGAGCCCUUGAAGUCGGUGUCAGAGCGCCACCAUCCCUACUUUGUGGAGCUCAUUGCAGCCGAAGCUCAGGUUAACCCUACUGACAUCCUGGAUUUCGAAGUCAUUCUUUUUGAUACCCAGAAGGCCUGUCUGGGUGGGUUGCUGGAGGAGUUUAUCUUUUCUCCCCGACUGGACAACCUGAACAGCUCCUACUGUGCCACUGUGGGUCUCAUUGACUCGGUCGCCGACAAGUCGGCUCUGGAUAAUGAAUCCUCCAUCCGUCUCAUUGCUCUGUUUGACCACGAGGAAAUUGGCAGCCGUACGGCGCAGGGUGCAGACUCCAAUGCUCUUCCUGCAAUCAUCCGCCGGCUGUCGGUACUCCCCUCAUCGUCUUCUAAAGAGACUGACCUGUCGACUGCCUACGAGCAAACUCUCUCUACCUCGUUCCUGGUCUCCGCCGACAUGGCCCAUUCGAUCCACCCCAACUAUUCUGCCAAGUACGAGUCCGACCACAAGCCGGAGAUCAACAAGGGCCCUGUGAUCAAAAUCAAUGCCAACGCGCGGUAUGCCACCAACGCACCUGGGAUUGUCUUGUUGCAGGAGGUGGCACGGAAGACCACAAAGGAGAGCGGUGAGCAUGUUCCUCUGCAGCUGUUUGUGGUUCGCAACGACUCGAGCUGCGGCAGCACUAUUGGCCCUAUGCUGUCUGCAGCAUUGGGAGCUCGCACCCUGGAUUUGGGUAACCCGCAGCUGAGUAUGCACAGCAUCCGCGAGACGGGUGGCACCUAUGAUGUUGCCCAUGCGAUCCGUCUGUUCACUGGCUUCUUCCAGCACUACUCGGAUCUCUCCAAGACCAUUUUUGUGGAUUGA